Molecule: messenger RNA, 1544 nt
Organism: Hippocampus comes (tiger tail seahorse)
Lineage: Eukaryota; Metazoa; Chordata; Actinopteri; Syngnathiformes; Syngnathidae
Product: histone-lysine N-methyltransferase SETDB1-B-like
Exons: 8
Coding region: 162-1343 (393 amino acids)
Biological process (GO): negative regulation of gene expression; heterochromatin organization
Cellular component (GO): nucleus
Molecular function (GO): histone H3K9 methyltransferase activity
Source: RefSeq, a predicted model, not a curated record
AGAAGAAAACGAACAACGAAGAAGAAGAAGGGAGACAACGACGACGACGAAGAAGGAGCAUCGUAGCUAACGCAACCCUGACGCCUUACCUGCAUUCAUAUUAGCAGUGUAACUGGUAGUCAAGGCGGGAACGUUUUAAUCAUAUUUUUAACGAGCUCUUCAUGCUCUUUGUGCUACAAAAUCGUAGUCCCAAAGACUCUAAAGGCGAGGAAUUCGUUAAGUCGGGGGAGAUGAUGGAGCUGGAUGAUCAGCUGGAGGUGACAAUGUCACAGUCCGAAGAAACCAGUGUAAAGAGGGAAAGGUUUGAGUUUGAAAACCUCCCUGAACCUCAAUGUGAUUUGGGUCCUUCCACAAGUGGCUUUCCGUGCAAAAGGACGCGUUUGGAAUACGGAUUAUUGAAAAGAGUGGAGGUGUCGUUGGUCAGGCUUCCCGAUUACAAGAUCAGUGCUCUUCGACCGCCGACGCCGUCGCAGUUUUACAGCGAAGAUGAAUCUCAAAGCAGUUCAGAUUCCGAUAGGGAGCAAUAUAACGAAUCCAGUGAUUCCGAUCAUCCAUCGGCGAAAAGAUCGAAAGCCAAGAAGAAAAAAAAAGUCAACAAUAUUGAUCACACGCCCAUCAUCGAUUCAUCAGCGUUUGCCUAUGCGCCUCAAGAAACAACAAAAAUUCGGCCCGAUCUGCCUGAGGAGGAAAUCACGGUGGGCUCGACGGUACUGGCCAGGAAGAAGAACUUGAGGUGGCAACGGGGGCAAAUUGUGGAGGUGGUUACGAAAGAAGACGGGCGACUCAAGUACAAGAUUAUGUUUGACGAAAAGGGGAGGAGCCUGGUGUCAGGACACCACAUUGCUUUUGAGGUCACCCCGAGGCUGGAGCAGGUGUACGUCGGGGCUCGUGUGGUGGUCUCCUGUCAGGAGGACAUCGCUCAGUUCCGAGCCGGCAUCUUGGCGGAGCUCCCCAGCAGGAAGAACCGACUCAGGUUUUUGGUGUUCCUGGACAACCACAGACCCGUCUAUGUUGGCUUAACCUUAUUUCACCUGGUGUGCAGACCAUUGCCAGACCCCACGGACGACAUUCAGGACGACACUCACAAGCGUUUUAUGAAGCAGUACAUCAAGGACUGGCCGUACCCUCACUUGACUCAGUACAAGCCCGGUCAGAACGCCUCGGUGGAGUUCAACGGAGUCCAGCUGAGGUGCAAGGUGGAGAUGGUGGACUCCAGCUUGAUCAUGGUGGCUUCUGAGUGUAAUCAGCACAAAGAGUGGAUUCACCGUGGCUCCAUUCGGCUGUCGCAUAUGCCGAGGUUCUUGGAACUGAGGAGAAGAGAAGCUGAGGCAGGUGAACAGUAAUGUGGGCUCCAUUGACAAGUCCGUCAUUGGAACAAGACUUCAAAUUUCUCUGGAAAACGGUUUUUGUUUUGUUUUGGGGGGGGGGGCACAUAAUUGGAUUUCCCCGCCUGUGAAUUGUACACAUUUCUUGGGUGGAUUGCUAUGAUUCCAAUUUAAACAACCAUUAAAAAAACGCUUUUCAGUGAUUUAGUUUUUCCCUGA